Molecule: messenger RNA, 5787 nt
Organism: Dioszegia hungarica
Lineage: Eukaryota; Fungi; Basidiomycota; Tremellomycetes; Tremellales; Bulleribasidiaceae
Exons: 11
Coding region: 1-5787 (1928 amino acids)
Source: RefSeq, a predicted model, not a curated record
AUGGUAGCACUUACCACCCUCGUCUCAACACUCUCCCUCGCAUCCCUCACAGCAGCCGGCGCCCGGCCUUGGCGUCGGGAUUCUACUCUCACCCAGACCCCCACAUCCUGCAUACCAGAACACGGACCUCUGGACUCUGACCGCAGUGUGGUCGUCAUAGCGGCGCCCGGAGGAGGGGUAGCCGGGAAAGAGGAGGUCGAUGUUAUGGCGGAUGGUUUGACGCGGUAUGGGAUACAUCACCGAGUCAUCUGCAACGGAGUGGCAUGCUCAGAAGAUGAGCUUGCGACGGGCCUCAUCGACUUUUUCCAGGGCCGCCCCCAGAACAGUACAGGACCCGUCACGGCGAUUAUUCAGGCUCAUGGAGGGGCAGAUCAGUUUGGAGACCAUAGAGUGCAGAUGAGCUCAGGGCAGGGCGAGUCCUUGAGAUACACCAGAGACCUCCUGCAACUAGUGCUCGGCACUGGUACUGGUACCGCGGCAAUCACUGGUACUGGUAUGGUACGAGACGACCUGAAAAAAAUCUCGCCGAGGCCACUUCCCGCGCAGACUGCCGGAAAGACGUCGGUAGUGCGACUCCGAAGGGAUGAGAGUCAUACAUGCCACUACCUGCAACAGCUCGUCCGAGCAUCGGAGGUCCAGUACGAUGGAUUGGCUGAGCCUGGAUCGACAACUGCCUCACAAGACUCCCAUCCGUCAUUCUUUGCGAGACACAGAAAACCACCGCUCGAAAUGGACGUCUUCCUCGUGUCUUGCGAAGGGGAGGCCGCUUUGCGCGACGAGGAUGUUUUGCCCGAGAAGGGCACCAUGGUGACUUUGUCAUCAGGCACAGCCUAUGCCCGAGACGCUACAUCUGAAGAGUGUAUACCAAGAGAUCAAGACCCCUUUUCAGUCACAUCUAUGCGCAAGGUGUACCUCCGCGGGCUUAGAGCGAAAAACCCGCCCUCCUAUGCUGUCUCCAGCGGCGAGUGGCGGUUUACCGAACCCGAUCAGACAUCGCCACCCGUUCUACUCGGGGAUCUAUUGGCUCAGCGACAUGGGACGAGCUUUACUGUGGCGGAAAAGUCCCUCAUCAGGGAGGACUUGGGAGGAAAGAUCCCAAGUGAGGAGCUGUGGUUGGUCAUGAGGAAGAUGACUCAGGGUCUCAAAUGGGGCGUCAAUGCUCUGGAAGGGGAUUAUGAGUACGGGCUCGCUCUGAUGAUCAGCGAGCUCUUGGGCCCCGUCGAUGAGGAGAGGAUCAGGGCGGCGGAACACAGCUCGCUGUACGGUCUUGCCCGCACCGCCUUACGAUCGAUGAGUCCCUGUUUGCCACUUGCCACCACUUUCGCCGCCACGCUCGCGACCGCAGCUGCCACUCUUAUCUACCCCGCAUUACGUUGUCGUGCCGAGAAACGCGGGGAAAGUCCACCUCCAAGUCAACCCCCCUCUCCCUUCAACCAGCCAUCACCAAACACAACAUCAUCCAUCAUGCCGCCCGUCGGAGAAUGGCAGCUCGACUUCCACAUGCCCGUGGCAGAAGGGGACGACCCGCGGCAUCAUACCUGGACAUCAAAGAACCUACCGGAUACCUAUUUCUACGUCGUCGUUCUAGGGAUCGACCCCCAUACCUACAAGUUCCGGCUGGAGACAGAUGAGAAGAGGACCGAGUGGAUGAACUACUGGGAGAUGUCUACAUACCUCGACAACAAUAAAACUCGCCAGACCAAGUACAGCGUCAGCGCCUACCCUUCCUCGUCCGAAGUGGAAGAUGGCGAGAAGGCCCUCAUCCAACAACCUUGGACAGGAUCCGGAGGUCAGAAGGUGGAGGGUGCCAUUGAUGGAAUGCACCAAGCGCUGAGAGCAAUCACCAACGAGCGGGAGACAGUGGUGGCGGAGCAGCAUCAAGCAUCGUCUUCCCUUGCAUCAGCAGAGAAAGAAGGGAAGAACACGUCCCCAGCGAGUGCGGCCGAGAAGGGGAAGGGCAAGGUGGGCGCAGUGGCGACUGAACCGAAGAUCAUUUCUUUCGCAAACGCCAAUACGUCUACAGGAUCCUCGGCCAAUCCGAGCCUCACCUGCAUCCGGAUGAAGGGCCGUUCGGAGCUCGCUGCGUCCCCCACAGUCCCCACCCACGCCUCGCCCAAAAUUGUCUCGACCAAAAAGUCAUCCUCAGCCUAUAGUCUCGUCGACGUCAGCGGAGACGAGUCGGACAGCGACGACUGCGCUUGGCCGACCGACACUAUGCCGGACAUGGCCUCCAAGAAGCCUGACACCGAGGGUGUCUCGGCCGGUAAGGCCGCUGAACCCUCUACUGGUACCACCGCACCAGCCAUUCUCACAGGGCCCGGCACCACCAAGCAGUCCGGAGCAGGCUUGCUCGACGUUGGUCAGCUCAAGGACCUCGAGCGAAUCGUCUCGGAAGCGGUCAAGUCCGCGCCGGCCGGACCGGAGGAGGACGACAUCCAUCAGCGCAUCCUCAGCAUGCUCUCCAGUCUCCCUCCGCCGGCUCAGCCCAUCUGCGCGAAGCCUCGUCAGGCUCCUCUCCAGUCAGAGGCUUCCAAGCCACCAGAGGGGCCGGCCAGCGUACGUCAUCUCGAUGCCCUUGCCGCUCUCAAUCCGCCCGGGAUUCCCUCUCCCGUCAGCGCCCCUGCGGCCGUCACGUCCGCUCCUAAGCCCAAUACCGCAACGGCCCGCCUCACUCAAGGUCCCUGCUCCAGUCCGCCCAAGUCGAGCAUUCAAGGCUCAUUUACUGCGCCUUCUGCAGGCCCGAUCUCCUUCGCUUUAUCCAAACCCAUCACGGCCGGUCAGCCCGAACCCUCCACCGCGGCGCCCCGUACCCUGCGCACCGACAGCAAACAUACCACGCGGCCUCUUGCGGCUGCACCGACCUCGCCGGCGAUCCCUCCCAUCGUUCCCUGCUUCGAGCGGGACAGGUCGAUCGUUAUCCCAAACGACUGCCUCGUUUUCGGUCAGCGCUUGGGUCCAAUCAUUACCGUCGACAAAGCGUCAGGAAACGAGCCGAACGGUUCCCUUCGUCUGAUGUUUCGCCUCACCCACGUCGAUGAGGCGGACAUCAGGGCGCGGAUCUGGGAAGCGUGGGGACCAGAGUGGAGCGAUGCGGAUCGGGCUACUAUUUAUGUCUCUGAGAGGAAGGACGGGACCUUGGCUGCAUGGGCAGGUCACCAUAACCUACAGAACACAAUGGGCCGCUUGCUGACCCCAUAUCAGGCAUUAUCCAAGAGGUUCAACUCCAGAGAUGAUCUGCACAUCAUGCUCGUCAAGAAGGCCACGGUCGCCACGGCCGCGGCUGCUUUUCCUCCAUCAGUGUCUGGACUCUACGCUCAGGCAUCGCGUCGCCCCGGUCAGACCCUCUGCUUCGAUCGAGACCGGACCGUCACACGACCCUUCGGCCCCAUCUCCUUUGGCGGGCCGUCCGGACCGGUUAUGGCGCCCGUCGUCACAAUCGACAAGCCAAGCGACUUGCAGGGUGCUACCGCCGCCGAGCGGAUGCCGCUCAUCUACACGGCCGAGGCUGUUAUCGGCUCGGUCCGAGAAGACUCGGUUCGCGCUCGGAUCUAUGAUGCGUGGGGCGAUGAGUGGAGCGAUGGGGAUAAGACUUCUCUCGAGGUGUUUGAGAAGGUAUGUGGGCAGUGUAGAUGUGAGGCGACAGUACCGUUCGCGGAAUGGACGGCGAAAGUGCAUCACCGCACCAUCGUCAGCGUACACAUGAGGAUCGUCAAGAAGGCGUCUGGUCCAAGCCCGUCCACCGCAUCCGCCGGACCAUCCACGCAGAACGACACGGCGGACGCUGCACCCACUGCGGAGCCCGCACCCACCAGCGUCAAGCGCGGAAGCAUUGGUCUACGCCCCGCCGAUGUCUUCAUCUCGGCGUGUCCCUCUCCUACACUCGAGCAAAGCUUCUCGGUCCCCAUCCCCAUCGCAGACCCCAUGACUCCCUCGGCCUCGAGUAUCAAUCUCCCAGCUGGGGUCCUCUCUCCAAACUCCCAGCAAGAGCUACUAGGUCGAUACCUCGCCGACCUCGCCGCUUCCCCGCUCAAUACCUCGGCUUCCCUCCGUGUCCUUGAUAUGCUCAAGGACGAGGACGUCCGGCUCGACAGCUCGCUCGGGCUCAAGCUGCUCGAACUGGCCAAGUCUCUCCGGGUCGACGGUGAUCUGGCGCCGGGCAGGAAAGGCAAAGGGAAGGAGUCCGCGGUCCCGGCCAAGAAGGUGGACAAGACGGAGGCAAUGCUGCGCAAGGUCCUCGAGAAGCUCAACGACCACUCGGGGAUGCUCAAUGCUAUCGCUGAGGCGAGCGGGGUCAACUUGCUUGACGAUGAUGAGGCGGUCCUCGUAGAGGCACCGGUGGCGGAGCCAAUCCCGGAGCAGUCCACUACUUCCGGCGCAACCCCUCACCCACCUUCGACUCAGGUGGACUGUACCAUACAGACCAUCAGCCCGGUCCCCGCAACCCACGUCUCGGUGGACCUCACAUCGCAGCUAGCGGAGGUCACCGCCUCGCUGGCCCGCCUGACACCGAAGGUGGCGGACACCGCUAGCGUCCUGUCCGCCUCCUUGGUAUACCCACCCGCUGGCACGAGCGUCGCCGAGCUCGUCACCAGGCUGAUGGAAGGUUCUACGUCUGCAGGCUCAGCUGGUCCUGCCGCCAGCCAUGCGGACUCGGCGCCGCGUCCUCUCCCGUCUACGGACGGAAACCCCUCUUCCCUCGAUAACGCAUCGACCGGUGCCACCUCCGGGAGCGAGACAGCCAAUAGCUCUCCCGCUGCUACACGGUCCACCACCCCUCGGAACCCCUUUGCCGACCCACCCCGCUUCGGCCAUUCCUAUCACCCUUACCGACCAGACCAGCCCCCUUCCUCAUUCGCCGACCGUGAGCUUCCGCGCAUCUCGCCCAGACACCAAGCAUUCGCGCGGUAUGCGACCAGCCAGCCGGCCUUCCCGUCGGACGCCGCUCGCCAGCGGCACAGCUGGGCACCGGGCUCAGCGGCUCGGCACGGGAGCCGGGAGUUAUGGUCUGGCGUAGAUGCCUACGCCAGUCCUCCACCAUUCAUGUUUGCCCAUCCGCCCAAUCAUCCAUUAUACCCCCAUGGCAUGUUCGGCAUGUCAGGCUCAACCUACAGUGGCUUCAGGUCCAGCCGGGACGCACCUUACGGCUACAACCCAAUGAUGCUCCACCAGCAAAACGAGAUGCUUCUGAACCGGCUUCAAAGCGAGCGCGUCAGCGCCGGGUUUGGGGGACCGUAUGGAUUCGGCCAAUCCGCUCCAUCGCACUCGGGCGGUCUCUUCGGGUCGGCACAACCUGCCGCUGCCUCCCGUCCGAGCUUCGGCCAGGGACCCGCGCAGACCGGGGGUCUCUUUGGCUCAGCGGCAGCUUCCGUGCCAAGCUCCGGCGGCGGCCUUUUCGGUCAAUCCACUGUACCCGCUCCGCCCGCGUCAGCGGGCGGUGGAGGACUAUUUGGUGCAACCGCAGGUCCCUCUCAACGUCCCAGCGGUGGCCUUUUCGGUCAAUCCCCAGCACCCGCUCGAACUCCUGCCACCGAGGGAGGACUCUUUCCCGCAUCCGCAGCUCCCUCUCAGCGCUUCAGCGGCGGUAUCUUCGGCGAUCCGUCUAUGGCCCUUCAGCCUCCGCCCCCGAGCGGAGGGCUGUUUGGCUUUUCAUCGGUUCCCACAAGCACCCCAGUUGCUGGCCAGCCUCCCCCUGCGCAGUCUGAGGCUCCUAUCGGCGGACCUGCUCCGACACCAACUGGGGGCAGCUCAGUCCCGACAGGCGAUGGCGGAGAAUGUAAGACUCAAUGA